This is a messenger RNA of Hypanus sabinus (Atlantic stingray), 2402 nucleotides long. RefSeq names its product PIH1 domain containing 2 (gene pih1d2). The transcript is spliced from 5 exons. Lineage: Eukaryota; Metazoa; Chordata; Chondrichthyes; Myliobatiformes; Dasyatidae. Gene Ontology annotation, cellular component: cytoplasm; ribonucleoprotein complex; R2TP complex. The record is from RefSeq and is a predicted model, not a curated record. Gene Ontology annotation, biological process: rRNA processing; box C/D snoRNP assembly. The coding region runs from base 191 to 979 and encodes 262 amino acids.
UUGCGGGCAAUCAACAGAAACCCGUCGCCAGUGGACGGCGUUUCCGAUUGGAUUAGAAUUGCGCGUCGCCGUUUUGAUUGGUCGUCGUGCUGCCUAUUCAGAAUCAGGCCUGGUGCACGCCGCAUUUGGAUUGGAUGACAGGUCGCGGUUGCCUCUCGCCACAGAGCGCUGAAGAAACUCGCGAGCCACCAUGGCCGGGAAGCGGAGGGAGGAGGUGCUGCUGCAGCAGGUGAACCAGCUGUGGAGCACUCUGGACGAGAUGUCCGAGACCAACCCCGAGGACUAUCGUCGGUUCAUCCGGCAGCAGCUGGGAGAGGGGGUGAAGCAGCUGGCUGCCCCGGUGCCCCACAGCUGCUUUCAGACCCGGAUAACGGAGCCGGGCGAAAGGCUGCUGUACGUCAACCUCUGCGGCUGGGCGCGGCUCCCUGCCCCAAAGUCCGACUCCGAGCCGGUGCCUCUGGCUGGGGGGACGUUGGAGACGGCCGACGGCACAGACAGCUCCUCUGUCACUGACGUUGCGUACAGCCCCGAGGUGCUCCGGAAAGCAAGCGAGGACCCGGUGGAAAGAGACCAGCUGGUCCGGCUGGCGAUGAAGUACGUCGAAGAGCAGCACCGCCUGCACCUGACGGGCUCGUACCGGCUGCUGCCGGGGAAACUGCACGGCAGCGUCGAGCGGCUGAGGCGGCGGCUGACCGGGCGAUGGGGGCCGGAGCGGGAGGCGGAGGCCCCUCCAAUCCGGCUGCCCGGUGACGCCGGGCUCCCCAGCAAGCCCGGGCUGAUCCAGGAGAUCUCCAGCACGGAAUUCGAGCCCGGCGACGGAGUGCGGACCCCGGCCUACGACAUGUCGACCGUUAAAGACGAGAACGGGGGCGCACGGUCGCUGCAGUUGAAGGUGCAGCUGCCCGGGGUUUCUUCGGUUGAGGAAUGUGACCUCAGUGUCUCAGAGGCGCAAGCUCCCCCACCAGUCGCCACCGACUGAGGACGUAACGACACACGUUAAGCACGACAAUCUUGCUGACGGAAUUCAGCUCCCCGAUUCUGUGAACUGCUUCCCUUUGCCGCAGAUUAAAAGCAAACUGUGUUCGGAACCUGUUUUUUUUUCUUCUUUAAACGGGUUUAACGCAGACUGAAUUUUUUUUAUUCAUAGCCGAAACGUUCCUUUACUGAAACAUGGCUGAUUUGAGAUUUUUUUUUCUUUACGGUACCGAUCUUCUGCACCCAAAGCAGCGGAGCUGUGAGGCUCUCUCACUCACGCAGCCUCCCACAGUAAAUACAGGGGACAGAAGCGUAACGUGGGGCACAGAGAGAGAGAAAGAUGCCUGGCCCGCUUCCUUCGCAGCCAAACACAACCUCAAGGACAGUUACUGAACACAGGCUUGCGACUAUAAAUUAUAACCCCUAACCCUACACCCCAACCAAACACUAUUGCACCCCCACAGGCAAGAUACAUUUACACAGACAGGCAGAGGCAAGGACAUCAAGUCUGAUUCGAGAAUGGAGAUUUGGUUUAAUUAAUGAAGUCCAGAAUUCCUUCACACAGCUCGCAAUUUGAGAAUGACGAUGCAAAGGUCUCUCGCUCGGACACACACACACACACACACACACAGACUCUGCAGAUGCACAUCGGGGACGUAAAACUCGAUGAUAUGUCCAUAUACAAACGUGAAUAAUGUACAGUAUUCUACAUUGGGCUUCCUUGUACAUCUCUGACCUGCGCACCCUCCCCCUUCCCCUCCAUCUUCUCGGAAGCAAUCGGGCAAAAGAUACUGGAGUAUCAAGGUAAAAACACACAAAAAAAAUUAAUUCAGGCGCACACACUGAGGGUAGGGAUUAUCAGACAGGAGCGGGGCCGUCGUGUGGCACCAUUGUUGCUUUUAUAGCGAUCUGGUCCCUCCCGUUACAGAAAGACGAUGGCAUAAUCUGAAGCUCCAGGCUAAGAACGGUCCCCUUUGUUCCCAGUCCUGGUUCAGCGUGCUGACUGCAGUGUCUGCACACAAAACAGAACCUGGACAAAGCAGAUCUGUUUCUGGUGAGAGUAUUUAACAAAAAAAAUAAAUACACACACACACACAGGUGUCCCCCGUUUUUCGAACGUUCGCUUUACGUUGAUUCGCUAUUACGAAAGACCUACAUCAGUUACCUGUUUUCGCUAACAGAAGGUGUUUUCACUGUUAGAAAAAAAGGCGGCCAAGUUCCUCCCCCUGGAACUGCAUUCCAGCCGGCAUCGCUUAAACACGUGCCUGUGAACAUCUGUGCUUUCUGUCGAUUUAUUUUUGCGCCUCUGUUAGCAAGGUGGGUACUCAGGUGUCAGAAAAGCCUAAAAGAGCGCGCCAGGGUGGUUACACCUAGCGUAAAACUAGACACAACUCAGCCCUUCGAUCGUGGUGAACCAAGUAAGGGCA